This is a messenger RNA of Hyaloperonospora brassicae, 720 nucleotides long. NCBI's taxonomy places the organism in Eukaryota, Oomycota, Peronosporomycetes, Peronosporales, Peronosporaceae. The record is from the annotation of a GenBank genome assembly.
AUGACACGGAACGCGAACGACAACGACAUCGGACCACGCGGUAUUGCAAAGGAGACGAUCGAGACCGCACGUCCCUCUUGCAGUAGUGACCGGUCCACUUGGAGCUUCGUACAGAUGAACAUGACGCUGCUGCCGAUAGCGCGUCCACGGCCGCUGAGCGUCCCUCAUCAGGUCCAAGAAGGAGCUCUGCGUUCGACGGGCAAACCCUGCACGCCGACUCAGAGACAGCACCAGCAGCGGCACCGGCGCACGAGUCACAUUAGCCCGAGACGACAGGACUUUGACUGCAGUCAUGGACGACCAGACGUUGUCACGUCUGGUCGUAGGGAUCACGGACGUCCCCCGACGGCGACAGCACGUUCGGGGACCACACGGAGCUUUGCCGCUCCUUGGCAUGGACCACCAGCAGCAGCUUUGAUGGAUACGUUGACGCUCGCACGGACCGACAGUGCAGCGUCGAGACUGCGCAGCGAUAGCGACGAUGUGCACUUGUCUCCUACUCCACAGAGCGAUAGCGGAUACAACAGCGAGAAGGAGUGGUCAGCGACAAACAGUUUACUGCACCGACGGAUGAGCUACUCGUCGCUGUCUUCUGCUUCGACAUGUGCUGCAAAGGGGUUCUUCAAAGGCAAACGGGUGCUCGAGCUGCAGGAUGAAGACCGUCGAUUCCAUCCUGAAGAUCUCGGGCCAUCUCCGACGAAACGAAGCAGACCUUAUUAG